CCGCGCCUGCCUGGCAUGCCUGGCCCGCGUGCUGGCCGCCUGCGGCCACAUGGAGCCAGCCCUGAGCUCUGGCCUGCUGGAGCACCUCAGGUGCAGGGCUGUGGCUGCCACCCCUGCCAGCACACCCGCUGGGAAUACCCACCACCCACCCCUGCUCUUCCCGCCCCCAGGGGCCCUCAGGCUCACAGCCCCAGCCUCCCUGCACCUCUGGCCUCUGGCGCCCCUGGUGACCCUUCCGGCUGGGCUGACUGCAAGGACCUGUUGGGCAGAAGAGGAAGCGCGUGGUGGAAGCUCCUGUUCCCACCAGCAGGGACCAGCCUAGCAUCCAGGACCAGGUCGGAACCAGCAUGUUUGUGCCGGAUCAUGCGGCCCGACGACGCCAACGUGGCGGGCAACGUCCAUGGGGGCACCAUCCUGAAGAUGAUCGAGGAGGCGGGCGCCAUCAUCAGCACCCGGCACUGUAACAGUCAGAACGGGGUGAGCGCUGCGCCCUCCCCAGCCUGCGGGGCGGCCGGGGCUUGGUCUGGGCUCCCCCAGGACCUGGGCCCCUCUGGCGACGCCGGUCCUGUGGGCGGAGGGCUCCCCUGCUACAUGACGGCCGUAGCCGUGACCCUGAGGCUGGGGGGGCGCCCCCUCCCCUGCGGUCUGUCAGGUGCAUUGCAAUGCAGAUUCAGAAACGGGGCGGGCGGGGUGCGUGGGCUGACCGUGUCCCCACAGUACUCGCGGCGGGAGCAGGAGGAGGAAGGCCGCAAGCGGUACGAGGCGCAGAAGCUGGAGCGCAUGGAGACCCGGUGGAGGAACGGGGACGUCGUCCAGCCCGCCCUGAACCCAGAGCCCAACACGGUCAGCUACAGCCAGUCCAGCCUGAUCCACCUGGUGGGGCCAUCCGACUGCACCCUGCACGGCUUCGUGCACGGAGGGGUCACCAUGAAGCUCAUGGACGAGGUGGCCGGGAUCGUGGCCGCUCGCCACUGCAAGACCAACAUCGUCACCGCCUCCGUGGACGCCAUCAACUUCCAUGACAAGAUCAGGAAAGGCUGCGUCAUCACCAUCUCCGGCCGCAUGACCUUCACCAGCAACAAGUCCAUGGAGAUCGAGGUCCUGGUGGACGCCGACCCCGUGGUGGACAACUCGCAGAAGCGCUACCGGGCCGCCAGCGCCUUCUUCACCUACGUGUCCCUGAGCCAGGAGGGCCGCUCGCUGCCCGUGCCCCAGCUCGUGCCGGAGACCGAGGACGAGAAGAAGCGCUUUGAGGAGGGCAAGGGGCGGUACCUGCAGAUGAAGGCCAAACGCCAAGGCCACGCCGAGCCGCAGCCCUGAGCCCGCCCGCCUGGCCGGCCCCUUCCCCUUGAGAGCUGGUGUCGCGGGGUCCUCGCCUCAGUGUUAGCCUUCACUCCUGGAACCUACACACCAAAGCUUUAUUUAUACCAGUCAGUGUAAAUGCGCCCCAGUAUCGUCCCCGCCGCCGCCAGCGCGCCCCGGAGCCCUGGGGUGCUCGCGUGCUGCGCACCGGCGCCCAGUGCCGCUAAUAAAGCUGCUGUUUCGCUGGCC
This is a messenger RNA of Condylura cristata (star-nosed mole), 1551 nucleotides long. RefSeq names its product acyl-CoA thioesterase 7 (gene ACOT7). Gene Ontology annotation, cellular component: extracellular exosome; cytosol; nucleoplasm. Gene Ontology annotation, biological process: palmitic acid biosynthetic process; acyl-CoA metabolic process. The transcript is spliced from 7 exons. Lineage: Eukaryota; Metazoa; Chordata; Mammalia; Eulipotyphla; Talpidae. Gene Ontology annotation, molecular function: long-chain fatty acyl-CoA binding. The coding region runs from base 16 to 1320 and encodes 434 amino acids. The record is from RefSeq and is a predicted model, not a curated record.